AUGUCAUCUGCUCGCAGGUCCGGCCGCCUCAAAGGCCCGCGGACAACUUACACGACUGAUCCCUUUGAGUCAGCGGGGAUAAGUGACGAUUCUGGAUCAGAGGAACAGCAGAAAACGAAGACUGAAAGGUCCAAGCCAGCACUUGAUCAAGAUUCUGGUUCAGAUGACGAGUUCCUUGCUGAAGAGGCGAACGAGCAUGAGGAAGAGGAGGAGGAAGAAGAAGACGAAGAAGACGACGAGGAAGCAUACAGUGAUGAUGAAACGCCCAAGAAGCAAACUUCCAAAGCUUCCAGAAGAGCUGGAAGGUCGGAUUACUCAGGCCCCGAUGAACCUGGUAGCUCUGCUCCCACGACACCAAGAACACGGAACGAGAAACCCCAAUUCAGUUCCGCGAAAAGUCGCCAGAAAAUUCUUGAAAGCAGUGGCAGUAGCCCCAAAGCCCGAGUUCCUGCUGCUGAAUCCCGCUUCAGGGGCUGCAAUGAUGUUAAAGAAAAUGAAUCCAAGCCUAUGCACUACAUGUCGACCUUUGGUGACGAUACACGAGAUCUCCUCGCCGCCGUGUAUGCACGUGAUCGAUGGGCCCGAGGGGUGGACACUUGCCUGCCUACGAGAUAUACUCUAGACCAUCAGAAUCCGCUGAACGAGUAUGAGUUCGGGCCAACUUGGGGCGUUGCUCCGGAAGAUGUCGAGCGUGAGCGUACAUCUGGCUGGGAUUGGUACUACGAUGCUGUGAUUGGACAGAAUUUUCAGCGAGCACAGAAAAUGGGACCCAAGCUCAGCGAGACCGAAGCUCGGCGAAAGUACUUGCCGCAUGCGAGAAAAGGAAAACAUACCGUGCUCGUGGGUCCUGCCAACCAUCAGAAAGCCUUUCACCUGGGCCACCAUGAGUCCAUGAAUUUCGGCGAGGCCUGGGCUGAUGUCAAGGCCCAGAAGAGUGAUCGAGUCAAUGCCAAUGUUCGUGAGGGCUGGCUGAUUAGUUUUGAGCAAAAGAUCCAGUGCUUGGCUUGGGCUCCUUGCCAGGAAGGCUUAUCCCAGUACUUGGCUGUGGUCACGCCCAUAAGGGCAAAUCAAAAAGAGGACGAUCCCUCUCACAACGAAGAGCCUUUUUCUCCGUUUCGAGAAACGCCUUCAUAUCCCUGCGCACUCCAGCUAUGGGAGUUCCUGGGUGAACAUGCGGGACCCGUCACCCGUACGCUUGAUAUGAAAACUAAGCCGCGGCUUCGAUUACUCGUGUGUACUGAGUGGGGGGACUUGCGCCGCAUCGCUUGGUGUCCCAUGGGACGAGCCAAACGAGAUGCUGACGAACAGAACGGGACCAAAUUCGUCGGCUUGUUGGCUGGAAUAUGGGGUGAUGGAAAGAUGAGGGUGUUGGACAUCAAGUUGAGCCAGGGGGAGGCCACUGAAUUUGUUGCCAUUCAAUCACCCGCAUUUGAGGCAAAGGUGCCUUCCAACGUCUCCACAUGUCUGACCUGGCUCUCCCCGACUGACAUUGCCGUGGGAUGCUCUGAUGGCUUUGUUGCGGUCUGGAGCAUACUACCCACAGAUGGCACUGAGCCUGCUCCCUACGUUUACAAACCCAUUCACACGUCAUAUGUGCUAAGUAUAACUUCGGCGUAUCCGACCAAUCCUCAUCUUAUUAUCACCACGUCCAUAGAUGGCGAAACGCGGUUGUGGUCCAUGGUUGAUUCGGAGAGCGAAAAUACAGCGCCUGUGCGCCAGCGGCAGGCCCCUGGUCAGAUCAGCUAUUCUCCCAUCCUCCAGGCCGUGUGCUCCUAUGAUGAGAAUGAUUUCGGCCGAUUCAUGCCGCUUCGUCGCUUUUUCGCAACUCACUCUGCUGGACGGAUGCCAAGCUCAGUCACCAGCAUGGCACCUUGCAGCUUUUUCCAUCCCUCUUUUCUAUUUGGUACUGCAAGUGGCGAAGUUGUAGCAGCGAAUCCACUUCGACGGCUGCUCUACAGCAAGGAGCAACAUUGGCAACAGACAUGGUUCUCUCACGACUGGGCGCCAGGCACUGACAAGAAUAGUUCGGGAGCGAGCCGCUUCUUUGACGGGUUCCGUGCUGAGACUCAGAGCUUAGCCCGAAACUUGGCCGGUGACAAGCGACCCCAGAUUGGUUCUUAUCUCACAACAAUCCAUGAUGAGCAAACGCAUGUCACUUCCUUGGCUUGGAACCCGAACCGCUCCACCGCCGGCUGGGCCUGCGCUGGGAUGGGAUGUGGCAUCGUACGCGUGGAGGAUCUGGCUAUCUAG
Molecule: messenger RNA, 2250 nt
Organism: Penicillium oxalicum
Lineage: Eukaryota; Fungi; Ascomycota; Eurotiomycetes; Eurotiales; Aspergillaceae
Product: transcription factor TFIIIC subunit TFC6
Exons: 2
Coding region: 1-2250 (749 amino acids)
Biological process (GO): transcription by RNA polymerase III
Cellular component (GO): transcription factor TFIIIC complex
Molecular function (GO): protein binding
Source: RefSeq, a predicted model, not a curated record